Messenger RNA from Pipistrellus nathusii (Nathusius's pipistrelle), 2250 nucleotides. The record is from the annotation of a GenBank genome assembly. NCBI's taxonomy places the organism in Eukaryota, Metazoa, Chordata, Mammalia, Chiroptera, Vespertilionidae.
AUGCUUUCUCUGAAGAAAUACUUAACGGAAGGACUCCUCCAGUUCACCAUUCUGCUGAGUUUGAUUGGGGUGCGGGUGGACGUGGAUACUUACCUGACCUCUCAGCUCCCCCCACUCCGGGAGAUCAUCCUGGGGCCCAGUUCCGCCUACACUCAGACCCAGUUCCACAACCUGAGGAAUACCUUGGACGGCUAUGGUAUCCACCCCAAGAGCAUAGACCUGGACAAUUACUUCACCGCCCGGCGGCUCCUCAGUCAGGUGAGGGCCCUGGACAGGCUCCAGGUGCCCACCACUGAGGUCAGCGCCUGGCUGGUCCACCGGGAUCCGGAGGGCUCUGUCUCCGGCAGCCAGCCCAGCUCAGGCCUUGCCCUCGAGAGUUCCAGUGGCCUCCAGGAUGUGACAGGCCCAGACACCGGGGUGCGAGAAAGCGAAACGGAGCAGGGGUUCAGUGAAGAUUUGGAGGAUUUGGGGGCUGUAGCCCCUCCAGUCAGUGGAGACUUAACCAAAGAGGACAUAGAUCUGAUUGACAUACUUUGGCGACAGGAUAUUGACCUGGGGGCUGGGCGUGAGAUUUUUGACUAUAGUCAUCGCCAGAAAGAACAAGAUGUGGAUAAGGAACUGCAAGAUGGAGUGGAGCAGGAGGACACCUGGCCAGGAGAGGGAGAAGAAGUUCUGGCACCAAACCUGCUAGUGGAUGGAGAAACUGGGGAGAGCUUUCCUGCCCAGGUGCCUGGUGGGGAGAACCAGACAGCCCUGUCCUUGGAAUUGUGCCUUAGGCUGCCGGAGGCCACCUGCCCCUUUGGGGAGAACGCCGAGUUUCCAGCAGACAUUUCCAGCUUAACAGAAGCAGUGCCUAGUGAGAGUGAGCCCCCAGGUCUUCAGAACAACCUCUUGUCUCCUCUCCUGACGGGGACAGAGUCACCAUUUGAUUUGGAGCAGCAGUGGCAAGAUCUCAUGUCCAUCAUGGAAAUGCAGGCCAUGGAAGUGAACACAUCAACAAAUGAGAUCCUGUACAAUAACCCUCCUGGAGACCCACUGAGCACCAACUACAGCCUUGCCCCCAACACUCCCAUCAAUCAGAAUGUCAGCCUGCAUCAGGCAUCCCUCGGGGGCUGCAGCCAGGACUUCUCCCUUUUCAGCCCUGAGGUGGAGAGCCUGCCUGUGGCCAGCAGCUCCACACUGCUCCCACUGGUCCCCAGCAAUUCCACCAGCCUCAACUCCACCUUCGGCUCCACCAACCUGACAGGCCUCUUCUUUCCACCCCAGCUCAAUGGCACAGCCAAUGACACGGCAGGCCCCGAGCUGCCUGACCCACUGGGGGGUCUGCUAGAUGAAGCCAUGCUGGAUGAGAUCAGCCUCAUGGACCUGGCCAUUGAAGAAGGCUUUAACUCCGUGCAGGCCUCCCAGCUUAAAGAGGAAUUUGAUUCUGACUCAGGCCUCUCCUUGGACUCUAGCCAUAGCCCUUCCUCCCUGAGCAGCUCUGAAGGCAGCUCCUCCUCCUCCUCUUCCUCCUCCUCCUCCGCUUCCUCCUCAGCCUCUUCCUCCUUCUCUGAGGAAGGUGCUGUUGGCUACAGCUCUGACUCUGAAACCCUGGAUCUAGAGGAGGUUGAGGGCGCUGUGGGCUACCAGCCCGAGUAUUCCAAGUUCUGCCGCAUGAGCUACCAGGAUCCGUCUCAGCUCUCUUGCCUGCCCUACUUGGAGCACGUGGGCCACAACCACACGUACAACAUGGCACCCAGUGCCCUUGACUCUGACAAGCAGAUGAGCCGGGAUGAGCAUCGAGCCCGAGCCAUGAAGAUCCCCUUCACCAAUGACAAAAUCAUCAACCUGCCUGUGGAGGAAUUCAAUGAGCUGCUGUCCAAAUACCAGCUCAGCGAAGCCCAGCUAAGCCUCAUCCGGGAUAUCCGGCGCCGGGGCAAGAACAAGAUGGCAGCACAGAACUGCCGCAAGCGCAAGCUGGACACCAUCCUGAACCUGAAGCGGGACGUGGAGGACCUGCAGCGUGACAAAGCCCGACUGCUGCGGGAGAAGGUAGAGUUCCUCCGGUCCCUGCGGCAAAUGAAGCAGAAGGUUCAGAGCCUGUACCAGGAGGUGUUUGGGCGGCUGCGAGAUGAGAAUGGGCGACCCUACUCGCCCAGUCAGUAUGCUCUCCAGUACGCCGGGGAUGGUAGUGUCCUCCUCAUUCCCCGCACCCUGGCCGACCAGCAGGCCCGGCGGCAGGAGAGGAAGCCAAAGGACCGGAGAAAGUGA